GAGCUGGCUUUGGGCUAAUUUAUCUUCCUUCAAUCGUUACUGUUGGUUACUAUUUUGAGAAGAAACGUUCAAUUGCAACUGGCAUUGCUGUUGCUGGUUCGGGUGUUGGGACGUUUGUGCUUCCACCGUUAUGCAUAGUUCUCAUCAAUCGUAUGUUUAAAUGA
Messenger RNA from Acanthocheilonema viteae, 164 nucleotides. NCBI's taxonomy places the organism in Eukaryota, Metazoa, Nematoda, Chromadorea, Rhabditida, Onchocercidae. The record is from the annotation of a GenBank genome assembly.